This is a messenger RNA of Aphanomyces invadans, 551 nucleotides long. RefSeq lists its product as hypothetical. Bases 5 to 490 code for a protein of 161 amino acids. The record is from RefSeq and is a predicted model, not a curated record. NCBI's taxonomy places the organism in Eukaryota, Oomycota, Saprolegniomycetes, Saprolegniales, Verrucalvaceae. The transcript has 3 exons.
GGACAUGAUGCCGUGCAAGUUGAUGCGGUGCGCGGCGUCGAUGGCGAAAGCGUAUGUGCUGCAACGGCGACACCUCACGGUGGUCCCGAUGGCGAAAGUCUCGCCAUCCAUGACAGGCGGCCGCAUUACCAAGUGGAAGAAGAACGUUGGCGAGUUUGUGUCGUGUUACGAUUUGUUGUACGAGUUCGAAGUGAGCGGACUCACGGACAUUGACGAAGAAGAAAACGUCACGACCAAGAUGGAGCUGGAAAGCUGCGACGAAGGGUACCUGGCCGUCGUGUUCGACCCCGUGGAGCCCAACACGUGUCCGAAGCUCGUUGCCGGGGGAUCUCCUGUCGCCCUGCUCUGCGACUCGACCGACGAGAUGCGCGCGGUGCAAGAACGUUUCAAGAGCGUUGGCCCCCAGAUGGCCGAGGGCGACCACAACGUCAUGCCGUGGCAUGCAUACCUGUUGGAGCCGCAGCGAAAGGACAAUUCAUGCUGUAGCUAAAUACUGUGUGGAAUCUGUCGGUUCUGUUGCCGCUCCUUGGCGCAAACAAAGCGUUCUUGUC